ACUACCCUUGAAGAUGCAUGCUUUCCUACCAACGGUGUUGCACUCUCUAAGGAUGAAGAUUAUCUUGUGGUCUAUGAAGUUUGGAAGUAACCACAUUUCUUGAUGAGAUUCUCCUGUCCUCUCUUAACCAACCAAGACUCUUGCUGCCUGCCACAGCCUCCUUAAAAGCAGUGCUAUUUUGAGUGCUAUUCCAUAUUAGUACACAUCCCAUCAAACUUUCUGAUUUUCUUGCUCCUGAUGGGUCUUUCUGGGUCAGCUUCAUUUCCAAGGUUAAUUAAGCUGGUCAACACGAUUAACAAAAAGGCAAUGGUGAUGAUGGUGAAUGUGGCUACUCAUUGUGAAGAUAAUGAGAAGUCCUUACUUUGAAGUUUGAGAACCAACGUUACCUGGAUGAAUGAAAUUGUUGUUAUAUUAUAUUCAAAUGGUAGAAUAUACGAAGGAAAUGAGGGUAUAAUUUUUGAAGGGGAGAAAAAGAUGAUUAAGAUAGAACGUGGGAUCACAUUUGAGAUGUUUAAAAGGAAGAUCCAGACAAAACUGAAACUAUCUAGUUGUCACGUAAUUUCGAGAUUAAUUGCACGAAUUUUAGUUGGAACAAAUGGUCGAUAUCAUACAGCUCUAGAUAUAUGUGACGAUGAAGAUAUAGAUUGCAUGAUAAGUGCUUGUCAACAACAACAUCAUAGGAAUGUAGUUGAGAUAUAUGUGGAUGUUGCGGUGGUGAAACAUCUUCUGUUAUGGCACGUCCGUUAGAAGUGAAUUUAUCACUCUCACAUAUUCAUGGAAGUGAUGAUGAUGAUUAUGCCACAAGAGAAGCAAAGUUGCAAUUUGAGAGAGAUUCCUCAUGUUCAUCCGAAACAGGAUGAAGGCAGGUUUUAAUGGAAUAAAGGGUAAAGAAAUUUCCCUUAUUUCCAUUGUUCUCAUGUCUGCAACUAUUAUUUUAUGGUCAUGGGAAAAAACACCCGGUCUUACUGCCUUUCUUCCUCCUCAAACACCACUGCAGCUGUCUUCAGAUAAUUUAGUUAGUAAUCCUUCAGUCCACAUGCAAGCACCAGAUCCACACUUGAGUGAAGAUGGUUCAUCAUUGCUAAAGAAACAGACUACUAAUGAGCCAGAAGAAUUACAUCUCAAGGGAGAAUCUCAAUCAGUUCCUGCACACAGCUCUUCUGGAAAGAGCAAAGGUGAAAGUAAUACAAGAACAACUUCAUAUACAGAACGUAAUAUAUUGCUUUCUUAAAUCACUUAUAGUUUUAAAGAGUUUACUUUGCCUCAUGACAUGGUACCAUGCCCUCUGUCAAAUGAGCAUGUGUGAACUUUAUAUACGGUGACUUAUUUAUUUAUCUUGUUGUAAUGGUCAGAAUAUCAUACCUCUGUCUAACAUUGUGCUAAGCCAGUUUGAUGGGGUUAAGUUAAAAAUAUUGUUAGAUGUAGGCAACUUCCAAAAUACAUCUUCUGUUAGAUGUUACCAUCCUGUUAGCAAUAAAAGCCUUACUACAUGAUCUCAUGUUUCCUCUCUGUUAGUCUCAUGUUAUCUUCUUGGAGCUUAAAUCUUGUUUUUCAUUGUGAAGGUGUAGAAAGUCUUUCAAGUCCGUCAGAUGAUGAAGCAAAACACAAAAGAAUCUUGGAAGGUGGGAAAAACCAUGACAUACAAACAUUUUCCAGUCCAACGACAUCUGAGGCUAAAAAAAAUAAAGUUGAGCGGGAAAAAACUUUAAAACAAGAACAUAAACCUUGGGAAGACUUUGUCAUGAACUCUCCACAGAGAAACUCUUCAAUUGGUGGAAAAGACAACAAUGGGAAUAGUGUUGUGGAAAGUAAAGUCUGUAACUAUGCAAAAGGAAAAUGGGUCCCAGACAACAACCGGCCUUUAUAUUCAGGAUUUGGUUGCAAACAGUGGCUCUCAGGGAUGUGGGCUUGCCGCUUGAUGCAGCGUACUGAUUUUGAAUAUGAAAACCUUCGAUGGCAACCCAAGGAUUGUCAGAUGGAAGAAUUUGAAGGUUCUAAAUUCUUGAGAAGGAUGCAAAACAAAACUCUAGCUUUUGUUGGGGACUCAUUGGGCCGGCAGCAGUUUCAGUCUUUAAUGUGCAUGAUCACUGGUGGUGUGGAGAAUCUUGAUGUGGAAGAUGUGGGGAAGGAAUAUGGAUUGGUUAUAGCUGAGGGCUCUGCCCGUCCUAGUGGGUGGGCAUACCGAUUCUCAAGCACUAAUACUACCAUUCUGUACUACUGGUCGGCAAGCCUCUGUGAUGUUGAACCUAUUGAUGUACACAACCCAGACACGGACUAUGCAAUGCACUUAGAUCGCCCACCAGCAUUUUUGCGCCAAUAUCUCCACAAAUUUAAUGUUGUGGUUCUCAACACAGGUCACCACUGGAAUCGUGGAAAGCUCAAUGCUAAUCGAUGGGUAAUGCAUGUUGGUGGUGUGCCAAAUACUGAUAGGAAGAUAGCAGUGAUUUGGGGUGCCAAGAAUCUUACGAUUCAUAGUGUUGUUAGUUGGGUGAAUUCACAGCUUCCAAAAUAUCCUGGUCUGAAGGUAUUCUUUCGUACCAUCUCUCCUAGACAUUUUGUUGGUGGGGACUGGAACACUGGAGGCAGUUGCGACAACACUAAACCAAUGUCAGUAGGAAAGGAAAUAUUGGAAGAGGAGUCCAGUGAUCCAGUUGCUGCAAAUGCGGUAAAGGGAACAAGGGUUAAGCUCUUGGACAUAACAGCCCUUUCUCAGCUCAGGGAUGAGGGUCAUAUAUCACGGUUCAGCAUUACAGCAAAGCCUGGUGUGCAGGAUUGCUUACACUGGUGUUUGCCUGGUGUUCCUGAUACAUGGAAUGAAAUACUCUUUGCUCAGAUCUAGUUUGCCCAUUAUGGUGCUCGGAGAGUAUUUGGUUGGCCUUGAAAAGGUUAGAGCCAUUCCUUUGGCUUGGAAACUGUCACUCAGAUUCAAAACCAUAGUUUUUCAGAGGAUGCAGUCUUGGGGGUUGCAAUAUGUCCUAGGCGAGCUUGAACUUCAGAGCUGAUCUGGUAAGAUAUUUGAAGUCUUCUGGUGCAGCGACUCGUAAAGUCGCAUUUGCCUUUAACAAAUUUUGUAGUCUUUUGUGGUAUAACUUAUUUGACAUGUAAAUUAAUUAUUCCUUUAUAUGGCCGGCCCAUUGCGAGUCCUCAGCUGUGAAGAGGGUUGGUAGACAGAGUUUAAGAAUAGGAGCAUCUGCAGAGAGUUCAUAAUCAAUUGCUGCAGAUGUUGAAGUCAGUUCAGUAGAACAGGAAAAUACCGGUGCUUUCUUCUGCUAAACAAAAUUGGGCAGGGUUGAACAGAAUAGGGUGUUCUUAGUCUUUGAAUUUACUUUAUACAUCGUGUAUUUUUAAACUUAUAUAGCAUAUACCGAAUUACCGAUACAUUUCAUGCCGAGUGUAAUAUAAUAUAUAUUCAAUAGUUUAUUCGGGAUAAUAUUACUAUUGGGGUCUGUGCGU
This is a messenger RNA of Abrus precatorius (Indian licorice), 3453 nucleotides long. Its product is annotated as protein trichome birefringence-like 16. The record is from RefSeq and is a predicted model, not a curated record. The transcript has 8 exons. Bases 1490 to 2839 code for a protein of 449 amino acids. NCBI's taxonomy places the organism in Eukaryota, Viridiplantae, Streptophyta, Magnoliopsida, Fabales, Fabaceae. Gene Ontology annotation, biological process: xyloglucan metabolic process; xylan biosynthetic process; plant-type secondary cell wall biogenesis. Gene Ontology annotation, molecular function: acetyltransferase activity. Gene Ontology annotation, cellular component: Golgi apparatus.